CAAAGUUUGGCGUGUUUCUGACUGAAACCUGCUUUUCUCUCUUUCUCUCUCAAGCACUAUAAAUUGGAUUUGAGAGGCAACUGCUUUUUGCAUUUACCAGGAACGCCCGCAAGAAUAAUGCUCUGCAUAUACAUUUUUUUCGUUUUUCUCCCGUAAACAAAUCAAUCGAGAAGGCAAAACAAAAUACUGCACAGUCGGUAAAGGAAAUAUCAAUGAAAAAGGGAAGAUUGAAAAAGAGGAGUUUUCUUUUCAUUUCAUUCUCAAACGCAGGAGCCUUUCAAUUCCCUUUUUACUAUUCUGAAACCUCAUCAUCUCCAUUUCCUUUUGACUUCUUCUAGCUUGUAAAUUGUGAGUGUUCCUCAAUUUUUUUCAACUUUUAUUCUGGGUUUGAUUUUUUUUUUUUUUUGGUUCUUUGUUUUGUUUUUUGUGGAAUUAUUACUUCAGUUGGGAGCUCUUAUUUCUCCGUGGUCUUUGUCGUGUUUCGUGCUCAUUGAUUUGAUUUUAUCUCUUUAUCAAAUUAUUAGCAAUGGCAUUGGCCACUCCUGCCUCAAAAAACCACAUAUUUGUAUUAAAAGAUCCUUCUGUUUCAUUGGCUGGCCGCUUUGUGGGAACUCCUUUUGCCUGUGUCAAUUAGUUCCCUUUCAAAUUCCUAUCUUCCAAAACCAGAGUCUAUGACCUUAUCUUCGGAUUCUUGUUAAGUUCCUUUCACUUCCCUAUCUUCAUGUCCCAAAAAUCAACAAACUAAGAUUUCCUAUUUCUCUAACAGCUCUCACUUUCCACUUGUGUCCAUGAUUGAGUUUCAGCUUUCAAUCCUUUCAAUCUUUUCUCCCCUUUUUCGUCUUCUCUUUUGAUCUCUUUCUAAAUCAUGCACCGUCAAAUGUCAAUAUAUAUACAAAAGUUCCAAGAUACUAGUUUUUUUUUUCCAAGUACAGACGUACCAAAUAGAAGGCCAAACUUUUUCCAGGGCAUUAUCAGAGACUUCGAUCCAAUCCUUAAAAAUCUGAUAUACAAAAACUUAUAAUUCUUUUCAAUGAUUGGGAAAUUUUACCCAUUUUUCAUUUUCCACCCUGUCUUCGGUCUUCCUCUCUGUAAAGCGUUAAAGACUUAAAAUCCAAUUCUUUUUUGAAACAAAUAUUCACCAAAAAGGAUGAACCUGCCUUAUUAUAUUGAGAGUUCCUUUCUCUUUCUUUUUAACUCUUUUCUUUUCCGUCUACGUUUCUUCCUUGGAAGCUGUCUCUGUUUCCCCUGCAACUAGCUCUUUUAUAUUCUCGUUGAAUUUCUUCAUUUACCUUAACCUCAUUAAACUAUCAAGUCUUCACUCAAAAUAUAGAUAACCAAAGCCUUUUCCCUUCGACUCUUCUGGGUACCCUGAUUUGCCACCCGUUUUUGUUUUUUCUUGAAGACUCUCUAUUUAAUUCACGAUGAUAUAUGAUUUUCCCUGAAAUAUCUUCGCCAUUUAAAACGAAUUAAUCAAUAAUCCAUUAUAAAAUCCGCCAACUUGUUUUUGAUCUUGGUUUUUAAAUUUCCCUUGCUCAGGCGGUUUCAGCAAUGAGAACAAAUAUGAGAAACAUCUCCAAGUCUUCGUGGCCUAAAGUGAUCGUGAGAAAAUGGUUGAAUAUACCGAGUGGAACAGACGAGUUUCAAUCCGAUUACACAAUAAACGGUGAGACUGAUGAAAGAAGAAGGAGUUGUUCUGACGAUGAUUAUUAUGUGAUCGUACCGGAAGAUCUCUCAGAAGGCUGGAUGAUGGAAGCUGCCGGAGGAAUUAAACCGCCGAAAAUUAUGCCGGCGGCAUCACCACCUGUCACCGAUUCGCUCAACCUCAGGAUGUUUGUAGCGACAUGGAAUGUCGGAGGGAAGUCACCCCACGAGGGUUUGAACUUAAGACAUUGGUUAAUGUCACCGGCUCCUGCUGACAUCUACGUUCUUGGGUUGCAGGAAAUCGUUCCUCUAAAUGCUGGCAACGUGCUUGGAGCUGAGGACAAUGGACCGGCUGACAAAUGGCUUUCCCUUAUUCGUCAAGCUCUGAAUACCAACCGAAGUGACGAAGAACUUGCUCAAUGUUACAGCAACGCCACUGAAGCAACGAGUCCAUCCUCACCUCAGCUUGAGCAGCAAGCAAGCCUGAAGCCUAGGAUCAGCUUUUCUGACUUACCCUCAAGGGAAGAUGAAGUUGGCAAAGAGGAUUUUGAAGGAUUGAUGAACUUGAAUUCAAAUUCAAGCGAAGAAGGCUCUCCUAGUCCCAUUUGCAUGUCGGGCAGUCCUGUGAGGCGACGCUUCUGCCUAGCUGCAAGCAAGCAAAUGGUAGGGCUUUUCUUGUGUGUGUGGGUUCGAGCUGAUCUUUACGAGCAUAUUAGCAACCUCAAAGUCUCAUGCGUUGGCCGUGGCAUCAUGGGAUAUCUUGGAAACAAGGGUUCAAUAUCCAUUAGUAUGACAUUGCACCAAACAACAUUUUGUUUUGUUUGUACCCACUUGACUUCCGGGGAGAAAGAAAGGGAUGAGAUCAGAAGAAAUUCUGAUGUUGCAGAAAUAUUAAAGAGAACAAGGUUUUCUCAUUCAUUUAGAGAUCUCAGACAGCCACUUCCUCCGCAGAGCAUUUUAGACCAUGAUAAGAUUAUUUGGUUAGGGGAUUUGAACUAUCGGCUUGCUGCGAGUUCUGCUCAUACACAUGAAUUACUGAAGAAGAAUGACUGGCAAGCACUUCUAGAGAAGGAUCAGCUAAGGAUAGAACAAAGGGCUGGCCGGGUGUUUAAAGGGUGGGAAGAAGGCAGGAUAUACUUUGCUCCAACUUACAAAUAUCUAUCCGAUUCUGAUGACUAUGUGGUCCAAACAUCUAAAUCUAAAGAAAAACGGCGUAAUCCUGCCUGGUGCGAUAGGAUUCUGUGGAAAGGCGAAGGACUUAAGCAGGUAUGGUAUUCAAGGGGAGAGUCUAGGUUCUCGGAUCACAGACCAGUUUAUUCCCUCUUCUCAGUCCAAGUAGAUUUAGCAAACAAGCUCAUAUCCACCUCUAGAACCUGCCCAUCAAGAUUUUCAGCAAAAUCUGCCUUGUCAUCAGCAUGUAUGGCCAAGGUCCAAGCUGAGGAACUUUUGCUAAUUCAUAAGGGCACAAAGCUGCCUAAAUGCAACUUCCAGUUUUUGACUCCUCAUUCUCAUGUCCAAAAAAUGGCCCAGCGAUCGUGAAGUUGCAGCUGUAAUCGUCUGACAGAUUGAGUACUGGUGCAAAAACUGAUAAGCAUCCUUCAUACCCGUGUUGGCCCCGGCAUUUUUUAGGGGUUGAGAUUGUGUGCUGGGUAUCGACGAUGUUCAUGGUGGAUAGUAUGGCCUGCUAGUAGGAGCAUUUCUUGGCUCAUGCAGCGGAAGAAAAAAAAUAUAUACUUAAAAUUGCAUAUGGAUUUUGGAGUGCAUGCCUAAUUUUUUGACAAAGCGAUGAGCUCAAGGGAUUCUGUAAAUAUAACUGGCAGAGCAUGCAUUUUCAGCUUUUUGUAGAAGAGUGUUUCAUUUUAAUUAAAGUGAAAGUGUAAAUGAGAAGAAAAAUACUAUUGAUCAUUGGUGAAUCUACGUCUUUAGGGAGAUUUUUCAGUUUUGUCCGCAAUUUAGCUGGCAAUUUGCAUGUUCCAUAGAUUGUUUGGACGCAUUCCUGUUUUGGCCUAAGUCUAGCGGUCACCGUCAACAAUAAAUUUAUUCAACAAUUCGUUAGCGGUCACUCUAAACGUGUUUUAGGUGACAACGCCCAUUCCAAACUCGUUCUAACCACGGAAACCUGACAUCUAGGCUAGUGGCAGCAAAAAUGUUUAUGACCCUGGAUCCUGAUUUAUGGCCAAAGGAGAGUCACAGAAGCAGGACAGUACGCUCAAAUCCAACCAUAGAUUGCAGAGACUAUAUGGUAAAUACAGCCAAAAACGAACAUUUGAUGAGCUGAUAGACUCUAUCCACAUAUCUAGACAGAUCUUUACUGCAUUAUUAGCAUCAUUGAGAGGCAAAUACAGAGCUCACUGUAGACAAUUUUGUACGAGUCUAAUUAGAUUCAUUUUGAUCCAGACUCAAUUGAAUUUAUUUUGG
Molecule: messenger RNA, 4059 nt
Organism: Durio zibethinus
Lineage: Eukaryota; Viridiplantae; Streptophyta; Magnoliopsida; Malvales; Malvaceae
Source: RefSeq, a predicted model, not a curated record